This is a messenger RNA of Aureobasidium subglaciale EXF-2481, 3165 nucleotides long. RefSeq lists its product as uncharacterized. Gene Ontology annotation, cellular component: cell tip; microtubule cytoskeleton. The transcript is spliced from 5 exons. Gene Ontology annotation, molecular function: protein binding. The record is from RefSeq and is a predicted model, not a curated record. Gene Ontology annotation, biological process: establishment or maintenance of actin cytoskeleton polarity. Lineage: Eukaryota; Fungi; Ascomycota; Dothideomycetes; Dothideales; Saccotheciaceae. Bases 1 to 3165 code for a protein of 1054 amino acids.
AUGACGCGCCCCGGACUCGUCAGAGCUGACACUAUCGACCUCCAAAACCAAGACGCUCCCACGACCCAAGACCACCACUCGCACUCGCUUCAACCUUCGGACCUUGGCAAACACCAGGCCUCCGAGAUUCGCCAUGUCCGUGCAGAGAGACAUGAAGAAGAGGAGCACCUGCACGAUGCUUGGAGCCGCGCCCAUGACGACGUGGAAGUCAAUGAGUUGACCGACGACCAACUACAAGCACACAACCACGAGAAUGGCGACUCGACCGAUGACGACGACUUGGACGAUGACAUGCUCGACGACCGCAUUUCCAGUUCUCCCUCUAUCGACGAUGGUGCGUACCCUGAUUCUUCUGCUUGGCCACCGCGCUCUUCCUCCUUAACCCCUCCCCGCCAAACACUCAACUGUGAGGCAAUCGAUUCUCCCGACUCGUCACCCUUCGUUGUUACUCCUGCCCACCUGCCUCUACUUGUCAAGUCGGGCGCCGACGACGUAGCUUCGCCUGCCGAGUCUUUGCAUUCGUCUUCUCCCUUUCUGCACUCUCCGAAGCAUUUACCGCUGUCGGCCUCCCCUCUGUUCAGCCGUCAUCAUCAUGCGGGUGAGUAUCCCGGUGGGUAUCCCAACGUCAACGGCCAUAACCAACAUACCGACAAUUACGACAUCGACGACUUCUACAUGGACCAGACUGGACCACAAGAUGAGUAUUCCGGUAUACACAAGGUUUCGAGCCACAAUUUGUCGCAUAAGUCCGUCGAGGACCUUACGGCAAUACUCGAGGAAGAUGAUGAAGAUCAAGUGCACAUGUCCAACCUCCACCCGGGCCCAGCAUCCAACGAGAUGCCUGGCACGCGAACAGGAUCUCCCUCCUCCUGGAGCACCUUCAGUGACGCCUCGGCUGCCUCAAGCUCGCAACAGAAUGAAAACGAUGAUGAUAAUGAUGAUGACGACCUGGAUGUUUCCUUUCACUCUGAUGACCGUUUUGUCGAUUCCGGUUGGGGCGGCGAAUGCUUACGUGAAACAGAAGAUAUCGAUUUCGACUUUGUCUAUGCCCUACACACCUUCGUGGCCACUGUUGAGGGACAAGCCAAUGCUGGAAAGGGUGAUACCAUGGUCCUGCUAGACGAUAGCAACAGCUACUGGUGGCUCGUCAGAAUUGUCAAGGACAAUAGCAUAGGCUAUCUCCCGGCCGAGCACAUCGAAACCCCGACAGAACGCCUGGCGCGUCUAAAUAAGCACAGAAAUGUCGAUCUAUCUGCAGCAAUGCUUGGAGACAGUGCCGAAAACUCGAAGAACCCGUUGAAGAAGGCCAUGAAGCGACGCAAGGCGAAGACUGUACAGUUCACAGCUCCUACAUUCGUCGAGGCAUCUGAUUAUGAUUACUCAUCGGACGAGGAAGAUGGCUUGAUGCCCGAACCUUUGUACGGGAAUGGCGGUCAGCAAGGACAAGAUGACGACUCCAAGUCUGCAAACCAAGACAAAUCAACCGGAACAGACAUCACCACGACUGUUGUCGAAGUCGGCAGAGCCGAUACACCCGACUUGGCCAGUCCCGGCAGCGAUAUCAAGGCCCCUGCCGAAGAACCCCUUAGCAGUCCUGCUUUGGUCGACAAAACAGAAGCAGCGCCGCUCAAAUCAUCUCGCAAGGGGACGCCACGGAAUGCCGACUCCUUCCUCAAGGACGAUGGAGCAGAACCUCUCAAGAUCUCUCUUACGCCAAACUUGCUGCGGGAUAAUAGCAAUGGAAGCCGCUCUCUGGAAAGCACUAGCUCCAGCAUGGAAGGCCUCGAGAAGAGUGCAUCUCCACCAGACAAGUCAAAGGACGACAAGAAAAAGAAGGAAAAGAAGCCAGGCAUGCUCAGUGGUCUUUUCAAGAGCAAAAAGAAGGACAAAAGAAACAAGAACUCGGUCGAUGAGGACAGCGACAUUGAGAAGUUGUCGACUGAACUUGCUCGGCAAUCCACAUCGUCCGAUUCGAACAAAGGCUCCCCCGCCGAGCGCUCUGCUCAAUUCCCGGCUCCAGAACAGAAGUCGAAGGGCAAGCUGCAGAAACCUCAAGCCGGAAAUGCCUCGCUCGUCAACACUGCUCCUGUGGUGUCUGCUCCUGUUCAAGCCCCAGUCUUAGCACCAGCACCCUUGGUCGUUCAGCCUACUGCCCAGCAGCCUAUGGCCACACCUGCUCAGCAACGUCCGAGAGACGAUUAUCCACAAACGAGUUUCGUCGCCGAACUUGAAGGUUCGACUGUAGAUGCCCCUACACAACGCAGUGUAGAAAUGCGCCCACAGGAGACAAGAACCCCGAGCGAGACAUUGCUUGGGUCGCAUACGCUUUCGUCCAUCACGAAUAAGAUACGACACACCGACUCACAAGAAAGCAUCAAGCCAAAAAAGGCAAAGAAGGCCAAAGCUCGCGUUGAGCUCGACGACUUUGACGAGAUUAGUGAAGAGGAGGAUCACAAGGAGACUCAAGUUAAAGAACUCGACGGCAGUCCUAGUGAUGCGUUCAUGCACGGCACUGAGACGGUUCACAUUCCUGUCAGCCUUGAGGACUCAUCCUCGCCGGACGAUCAUGACCCGAACGAGGAGAGGCGUGACGAUGAAAGCUCUGAGAUGACGAGCUCCUCGAGCAUGAUUGAUACACCCAAGGCAUCCCUGGAGGGCACACGCGAAGAAGACAAACACAUACAAAAAGUCCCGAGCUCGGUAACCACAGACGACGACCAAACACCUCUGGCAUCCAAGCGACAGUCGAUAGUGACCAGCGGAGUCUCGACGCCUCAACAGCCGCCACUGAAUCCACCAAUUCGACGUGCGCCAUCGCCUCCGCAGAGGGCAAGCUCAACAACGCCGUCCAACGGUUCUUCGAUCAGAAUGUCUCCAUCACCUGCAUCAACACGAAGCCCUGCAUCGACUGCAGGUACGUUGAACACAUGGUCCGAUGCGAGUCUACGGGCAUGGCUUGACGGAGCCGAGAACGAUGUACGCGACAUGCUUGUCAUCAUCCAUGACAAGAGCUCGGUCGUGCCGGUAGCGCGCGACCAUCCGCUCAUGGCGAAUCUCUUUACAGAUGAGAGCCGCAGGCUAGCGGGUUUGCAGGACGAACUCGACGGGCUGCUCGGUAAUUGGCUGGCUCGCAAGAAGAGCGUGAGAGAAGUAGCCACCACAUAG